Molecule: messenger RNA, 1386 nt
Organism: Capsicum annuum
Lineage: Eukaryota; Viridiplantae; Streptophyta; Magnoliopsida; Solanales; Solanaceae
Product: transcription factor bHLH95
Exons: 3
Coding region: 90-1052 (320 amino acids)
Biological process (GO): regulation of DNA-templated transcription; endosperm development
Molecular function (GO): DNA-binding transcription factor activity; protein dimerization activity
Source: RefSeq, a predicted model, not a curated record
CUUUUUACACUUUUCCCCCUCCGAAGAAAAACUUCUAUAUAAAGACGUAACUUAGGGUAGAUUAUCAUAUCAUCUGAAAAAGAAAUAAAAUGAAUGAGGGCGGCGAGAAUGAUUGUUUGAUAUGGGAAAAUAAUGAAGUGUGGUCAUUUUUGAACUCCGACAAUGACCAACUAGUUGGGAGUGAAAGGAUGCAGGUGGGUGACAAGUUGCCAGAUCCAAAUAGGUCUGAUACUUGUCAGCCAUUAACAGUUGUUAAAAAGGUAGGCGAAGCGAGUCUUGGUAGCAAAAAAAGAUGUACAUCCAAUGAAAAGAAAGGCGAUAAUGAAAGUGGUGAACCAAAAUCUGGUGCAGGUGAAGAUGGAGGUAGAGAAUCAGGUUAUGAAAUACACAUAUGGACGGAAAGAGAAAGAAGGAAGAAGAUGAGAAACAUGUUUGAGAAUCUUCAAACUUUGCUUCCUCAUCUUCAAUCGAAGGCGGACAAGUCCUCAAUUGUUGAUGAAGCUGUGAGAUACAUCAAAAUACUGCAAACCACUGUUACCAAUCUUAAAGAACAAAAGCUACAAAGAAUUCAAAGUGGCAUGGCUAGGCUUUCUACAUUGAGUACUCCCAUAAUGACUCCAAAGAAGUUAAGUAGCUGGGAACAAUUUUUGGCUGACAAAGGAUCUGCUAGUAACUCAGCUGCUAUAACACCAAAGAACAACAACAAUAAUGUGACUGGCAUUCCCCUUUUGAACACUAAUGUUCCAACAGAUUUUGUGACGUGGAGUUCACAAAAUGUUGUGCUAAAUGUUUGUGGAGAAGAGGCACAUAUUAGUGUGUGUUGUCCUAAGACACCUGGGCUUUUUACCUUCAUUUGUCAUGUUUUGGAGAAAAAUAAGAUUGACAUUGUGUCUGCUCACGUUUCAUCUGAUCAAUUCAGAAGUCUGUUCAUGAUCCAAACCCAUGCAAGAGGUGCAAGUGGCUUAGAGCAGUUGAUCUCUGGAGCAUUAUCAGUGGAAGACAUGUACAAGCAAGCUGCACAUGAAUUAAUGUCAGGGAUAAACCCCAAAUGAUUCAUGUUUGUUUCAUCAGCCAAAGCCAACUUAGUUACAAGAGACCAUGACGGUCAUCAUAUUUGCUUUAAUAGUUCAUUCGUAGAGAGGAUGAACAUCUGUCGUUGUAGAGAGACAAUUCUAUUUGAUUUUCAUAGUUCAUUCGAUGGAGGAUGGACAUGUCUGUUGCCGUAACGGCCAGCAUAUUUAUUUUCAUAGCUAGUUCAUCCGGUGUAGGAUGUGUGUCUGUCGCCGUAGAGGCAAUCAUGUUUACUUUGAAAGUUCACUAUGAACUAGAUCGCAGGAGUGAAAACUAUGGACUUUGGUCUAUUUGAUUUUCUUCCAAUGGUAUUUA